UUCCCCAGAAAAGUGUAAAACAAUUCUGCAAAGCUUCCCCGGCCAUUUACAUACACCAGUCACGGCCCUGCCCCUCCAUCCCCACCGUCCGAUCCAUGUACUAAAAAUCACCCCCACUGCUAUAACAGUACUCCUUGGCCUCUCUACUUCUCAUCGUUCCACUUAAGCUACUUCUCUACUUCUCCCUCCUUCCACAACCCACCAAACAUGGCAACGCCUUUGAACCCGAACGCCCAGGCCUUCCGGCCUGAAAAGAAUACAUUAGCCAUAACGACCUUCGGCCUCUUUCACCCACACCCACAGCCGCAACCACUACCGCUUCUGCCUUUGCCGCCUCUAUCACAGGCGUGGCCAGCGGUGCCAGCUGCCUUCCGCGACGUCCCAAAUUACAGGUAUCCCCCGGCCGGAUCUUAUGGGGAAUAUUUCUACGAUUCUCGCUCACAGCCUGAGCCGGUCUUUUACGGGUUGUCGAAUUCUGAACAGGCAGAAAUGGGGUUUCAGAAGUUGAAGGGUGUUGAGGUGUAUGAAACUUUUGGCUGUGGGGAAAGGGUGGAGAGGGGACCGAGGUGCCAGGUGCGGAGACCGAGGAUCUCAUAUAGAAAGCCUACUACUGUGAAUUGCCGGGAAAAAGUAUGGAUCCCAAAGAAAGAUGGGAAGAGUGGUGGUGUUCGUCAUACUGUUCAUGAAAUCACGCUCUCUGGAUCCAAUAUUGUCGUGAACAAGAAUAUUCCCAACGAGUUUCAGAGGGGAAAGUCGUGGAAGAAGAAUAGUGAUCGUGCUCGUAUCAUUCCCUUCCCUGCUACUGUUGAUGAAUUCAUUCGCUCUAAAAAAACUACUGUCAUGAUCAAGAACAUCCCCAACCAGUUUAAAAGAGAUGAUCUGCUGGCUAUACUCGACAAGCAUUGUCGGGUCGAGAACACGAAGGCAGGAGCGCAUUCGUACAAGUCUGCAUACGACUUUGUGUACUUGCCUAUGGAUUUCAGGAAGUUUUGGUAUCAAGGGAAGAUGACAAAUCUUGGGUACGCGUUCGUGAAUUUUACAAAUUCUAUGGCUGCAUUCAGGUUUUUCAGUUCAUUCCAAAAACAUGUUUGGGCGGUUAUUGAGAACAAGAAAACGUGUGAAGUCACUCUCGCAGAGCUUCAGGGGAAAGAAGCGUUGAUUGAGAGUUUCAAAAACAGGCUCUUCUGGUGUCAAUCAUAUUCUUUCCUUCCUGCGGUUUUUGAAGCUCCGAGGGACGGUUUGAACUUCUCCAGGUUCACAACGGUUGGCAUACGUAUGCCUCGCGCACCUCCGAAGCGAUCCAGAAAAUCUUCUUGA
Alnus glutinosa is the source of this 1317-nucleotide messenger RNA. RefSeq names its product protein MEI2-like 3. The record is from RefSeq and is a predicted model, not a curated record. Lineage: Eukaryota; Viridiplantae; Streptophyta; Magnoliopsida; Fagales; Betulaceae. Gene Ontology annotation, molecular function: nucleic acid binding. Bases 208 to 1317 code for a protein of 369 amino acids. The transcript has 4 exons.